AUGAUCAGGAUCUUCCCGGAUUUCAGCGUCCAGGUGACGGCUUCGGGAGCCGGCGGACCCGGAGCCGGGGGAGGCGGCGGAGGCGGUGGGAUGGUGGCGGGACCCCAGGUGGGUCGGGUGCCUGUGCCGAUCCCCGGAGCCACGAACGGGACCCCGCAGAGCGUGCAGGGGAUCACCGCCUAUCAGCAAAGUGACCCCUACUGGGAGCGGCCGGCUAAUGCAGGCAGCUGCUCCGCCGCCCGGCCCAAGACCCUUCACCUGGCCGGCCAGCAGCAUACCUCCUCACCAUGGCUGCAGGCUCUGAGGAAGGAGAAGUCACGGGACGCGCGCGCGAUCGCGGCGGGAAAGGAGAACUUUGAGUUUUACGAGCUGGCGAAGAUGCUGCCGCUGCCGGGCGCCAUCACCAGCCAGCUGGACAAGGCCUCCAUCAUCCGGCUCACCAUUAGCUACCUGAAGAUGAGGGACUUCGCCAACCAGGGAGACCCGCCGUGGAACCUGCGCAUGGAGGGACCGCCGCCCCCAACACCUCUGUCAAAGGUAGGACCAACACGACGGAAAUCUCCAGACAGCACAGCUAUAGAAGUGUUUUUAUAGAAAUAUCACUGGCCUCAAGUCCAGCUGGGAUCAGACCUGGUUCAGUCUCUGGACGGGUUUGUAUUUGCACUAAAUAAGGAAGGACGCUUCCUCUACAUCUCCGAGACCGUCUCCAUCUACCUGGGACUGUCGCAGGUGGAGCUGACCGGCAGCAGUGUCUUCGACUACAUCCACCCCGGCGAUCACGUGGAGAUGGCAGAGCAGCUCGGCAUGAAGCUCCCUCCGGGCCGAGGGAUGUCUCUGUCCCAGGGAGCCGUCAACGAAGACGGGGCGUCCUCGGCUUCUUCGUCGUCGCACUCUGAGACACCUGAACCAGUGGAGUCCAGCAGUCCCAGUCUCCUGGCUCCUGAUAACACUCUGGAACGAUCCUUCUUCAUCAGGAUGAAGUCGACGCUCACGAAGAGAGGAGUGCACAUCAAGUCCUCAGGAUAUAAGGUGAUCCACGUCACGGGGCGUCUGCGCAUCAGGAUGGCCUUGGCGCACAGCCGCUCGGUGCCCAAUCAGAUCAUGGGGAUGGUGGUGGUGGCUCACGCCCUCCCGCCGCCGACCAUCAACGAGGUUCGCAUCGACUGUCAAAUGUUUGUCACCCGAGUCAACAUGGACCUCAAGAUCAUCUACUGCGAGAACAGGAUCAGCGACUACAUGGACCUGACUCCGGUGGACAUCGUGGGGAAGAGGUGCUACCAGUUCAUUCAUGCUGAAGACGUGGAGGGAAUCAGACAGUGUCACCUGGACUUGAUGAAUAAGGGUCAGUGUGUGACAAAGUAUUACCGGUGGAUCCAGAAGAACAGCGGCUACAUCUGGAUCCAGUCGAGCGCCACCAUCUCCAUCAACGCCAAGAACGCCAACGAGAAAAACGUCAUCUGGGUCAACUACGUCCUCAGUAAUCCAGAGUAUAAAGACACACCCAUGGAUAUCGCCCAGCUGCCAAACCUGCCCGAGAAAACCUCCGAGUCCUCCGAAACCUCCGACUCUGACUCCGAGUCCAAAGAAAACUCUGACAACGAGAACGCCAAGUCCGAGGGGAAGCCGGGCCACCAAUCAGAACGCGAGGACCCGGAGACGGACAGCAAGCGUCAGCAGCAGCCCGGCCAACCACACUGCUCCUCCGAACAGGAAAUGAAGCGUCAGGAAGAAGGAGACAGCUCGAGUAACCCCGAGAGCCAGGACAGCGACGACAGUCUGGAGCCGUCAGAUGCAGAAGGAGAAGAGCAGGAGGAGGCAAGGGUAGGAGGACUGGGUAAUCUGGGCGGGCUUCAUAUUAAAGUCGAACACUACGGAGAGGGGGAAGACGUACAGCUGCACAACUCGCAGACGUCUUCAUCGGAGGAGGAGGAGGAAGAGGAGGAGGAGGAUGAUGAGGAGGAGGAGGAUGGCGGCGUGCAAGAUUGCGACAGCGCCAACGCCGGAGGCAAACUCCAGAAAAGGCGGAAGAGAAGGAAAGUGCAGAAAUGGGACGGAUCCCGAAGCAGGAGGCUCCGUCUCUCCUCGACCACGCCGAGCCCCGUCGCCAUCGGAGAUACCACACCGCUGGUUGACCCCUCCCAGGCCACGCCCACCAACUCCUCCCACCUCCUAACCUCCGCUGACUCCCCAAACGGUGCAAGCGCGACGUCCUCGGUCCUAAAAAUCAAGACGGAAAUGGCGGAACCGAUCAACUUCGACAACGACAGCAGCAUUUGGAACUUCCCGCCCAACAGAGAGAUUUCUAGAAACGAGUCUCCGUACAGUAUGACCUCCAAGCCGGCGGCUCCGGGGAACCACGAGGCCUUCCCCUCGCCACAGGGAGGCUCUCUUCAAGUAGCCAUCCCGGACUCGGUCCUCACCCCUCCUGGAACCGAAGGAGGAGCAGGAGGAGUGAGGAAGCCUCCUUACAACGGCAGCUCGGCGCCGUCUUCUGCUUCCAGCGCUGCCAGUUUAGCACCUCCCUCCAGCGCCUCCUCUGCGGACCCCCUGUCCCCGCCUCUCUCCGCCUCGCCACGGGACAAGCAACAAGGCACUCCCACCACCUCCUCUUCUUCUUCCUCGUCCUCCUCCUCGUCCUCAUCGACCUCUUCCUCCUCACUGCUGUACUCUGGCGACCUGGAGGCCCUUCAGCGUCUGCAGGCCGGUAACGUGGUGCUCCCGCUGGUCCACCGGGUCACGGGGACUCUGGCCUCCACGAGCACGACGGCUCCACGGGUCUACACCACCGGGACCAUCAGGUACGCACCGGCGGACGUCACCUUAGCCAUGGCGCAAGGCAACCUCCUCCCCAACGCUGCCAUGAACUUCGUCGACGGCUCGGGAUUCGGUCUGGACCCCAAGACGCCCAUGGAGAUGCUGUACCACCACGUCCACAGGCUCAACAUGUCGGCAGCGGCGGCCGCCGGCCCGUUUGUGGGAUCUCCGUCCGCUACGGGCGGGAACAACGCCCUGGGAGGCCAGAUGACGACCGCAGCCAACGUCUUCACCACAGCGGAGGGACUUUUCUCGACGCUACCGUUCCCGGUGUACAGCAACGGGAUCCACACCACGCAGACGACGCUGGAGAGGAAGGAGGAUUAACGCAAAACAUUCGAGACCGCAUUACUGUGUUUCUGGAAUCAACAACUGUGUCAAAGACUACUCACUAGUAAAGAAAAAAGAAAGACUAUUUACUUGCUAUCUUUUAUCAACACAGCACUGUGUUUCCGAGAGGGGAGAAAGGACAGGAAAGGAAGACAAAUGUACUCUAGCACUUUGAAUCUGAGCAACUGAGCUUGUGUAAUAGACAUGAAUGACCCUCAAACAUGUCCCCCUUUUCUAUCUUUUUUCUCUCCCCUCCUCAUCCUCUUCUCCUCCUCUCUCAGCCUCUCU
Plectropomus leopardus (leopard coralgrouper) is the source of this 3432-nucleotide messenger RNA. The record is from RefSeq and is a predicted model, not a curated record. Lineage: Eukaryota; Metazoa; Chordata; Actinopteri; Perciformes; Serranidae.